AUGGGUGACGUGGUGACUGCAAACGGUGAUGUGGGGGGGGCGAGAGAAGCAGGGGAAGUGACAACAGCAGACGAGGGUGCGUUCAGUGGUUUCGGUGGCGAUGCGCGCUACUUCAAGAGGCUGGGGGCUCGCAGCAACGCGUCGUGCAGCAGUGCAGACAGCAUAGAGGGGCUUUCCACGGUUCUCCCCGCGGAGCUGCUCAAGGUGUUUGGGCAGCACGGGCGAGAAGCCAUCACCACCGAGCUGGGCUUUAACCUUCUCAGGGUUCUCGUGGGGGAGAGAGAGGUGGUUGAGAAAGGAGCGGCGGAGAAAAACGACGAGUCGGGAGGAGGGGAGGAAGAUACGGAGGGAGAAGAGAAGGAAGGGAAGGGUGAAGGGGAAGAGGAGAAGAGUGAGGAAGUGGAGGAGGAGAAGGGGGAGGGGGGGGAGGGAGGGGGAAGGGAAGGAGGGGUCUGA
Closterium sp. Naga37s-1 is the source of this 456-nucleotide messenger RNA. NCBI's taxonomy places the organism in Eukaryota, Viridiplantae, Streptophyta, Zygnematophyceae, Desmidiales, Closteriaceae. The record is from the annotation of a GenBank genome assembly.